CCCUCUCCCUCUCUCUGCAUAUCCCACUACCUAUAAAAAGGACUCAAGACUUCACUUGGAACUCGCAACCAGUUCCCCAUUCAAUUCUUUGUGUCCUACUAAGCAAAACUCUGCUCAACAAAAUGGCUUAUUCUUCCUCUGCUUCUCCUGGGCUUUCCUUAAAGUUUCUGUCUUGUCUACUGGUUUUGGGCUCUUUGGCUAUUGUUGCUUCGGCUAGUAAUUUUUACCAAGAUUUCGAUGUCUCAUGGGGCGAUGGUCGAGCAAAGAUACUCAACAAUGGGGAGCUUCUGACUCUGUCCCUUGACAAGGCCUCUGGCUCCGGCUUCCAAUCCAAGCACGAGUACCUCUUCGGUAAGAUAGACAUACAGCUCAAGCUUGUCCCCGGCAACUCAGCCGGCACGGUCACGGCCUACUACUUGUCAUCUCAGGGGCCGACCCAUGACGAGAUUGACUUCGAAUUCCUCGGCAACCUCAGCGGCGACCCUUAUAUUCUCCAUACUAAUGUCUUCAGUCAGGGAAAGGGAAACAGAGAGCAACAAUUCUAUCUCUGGUUCGAUCCUACAGCAGACUUCCACACCUACUCCAUCCUUUGGAACCCCCAACGCAUAAUCUUCUCUGUAGAUGGAACGCCCAUCAGAGAAUUCAAGAACUCAGAAUCCAUUGGAGUUCCAUUCCCCAAGAACCAGCCCAUGAGGAUCUACUCCAGCCUAUGGAAUGCUGAUGACUGGGCCACCAGGGGUGGCCUUGUCAAGACCGAUUGGACAAAGGCACCAUUUACAGCCUCCUACAGAAACUUCAAUGCCAAUAACGCCUGCAUCUGGUCUUCAGGCUCCUCUUCUUGCGACUCCAAAUCUCCCACUUCAACGACGAACAAUCCCCAUCAGUGGCUUUCGCAAGAGCUGGACUCAGCUGGUCAAGAGAAGAUGAAAUGGGUGCAAAAGAAUUACAUGAUCUACAAUUACUGCACAGAUACAAAGCGCUUCCCUCAGGGCCUCCCUCCCGAAUGCUCCAACACCAACAUGUCUUAAGAGCAGCUUGUCCCAACAUCCUUUUUUUCUUCCGGGCUUCAAAAAUUAUUUUAUUUCUUUACAUCAUGUUUAUUCAUUUUGGUCGGUCUUCACUUGUAUAUUUAGUCUUUUUUUUUUAUUUUGGCUCCAAGUAUUGUUACGCUUCAGUUAAAUAUCUAUUAUUAUUAGCUAGGCCUAAUGGAUAUAUCUGAGUUUGAUAAAGAGAUUAAUUUUUAUCUUGUGUC
Nelumbo nucifera (sacred lotus) is the source of this 1252-nucleotide messenger RNA. The record is from RefSeq and is a predicted model, not a curated record. Lineage: Eukaryota; Viridiplantae; Streptophyta; Magnoliopsida; Proteales; Nelumbonaceae.